Capsella rubella is the source of this 738-nucleotide messenger RNA. RefSeq lists its product as uncharacterized. The coding region runs from base 95 to 337 and encodes 80 amino acids. The transcript has 3 exons. The record is from RefSeq and is a predicted model, not a curated record. NCBI's taxonomy places the organism in Eukaryota, Viridiplantae, Streptophyta, Magnoliopsida, Brassicales, Brassicaceae.
AAACACUGAUUGGGUUUUGUCAUAAAAACAAAACAAGAAGAAGAAAGAAGCGAUAAAAAAUCUGAAAACUUGUGAUAGUGUUUACUCACAGAUAAUGAAAAUGAAAUCGACCGUCGUCAUGAGUUUCCUCAUCAUAUACCUCCUCCUUGCAGUGCCUUGCUUCGCCAAAGAGCAAACGUUAACGGAUUCAGAGGUGUACGAGAUCGAUUACAGGGGGCCGGAGACUCAUAACUCUAGACCUCCGCCGGAGACUAUACACGGCAAGCCACCGUACAUCCACCAUAAAAACCCCGCCGCCGCUGGAUCGGCCGGUGCUCAUGUAGGAGGAAAGAACUAGAGAGUGACUACGAGAGCUUCUCUGAUCCAAGGAGAAGGGAGAGAUAUCGUCGCAGAAGCUUCAAGUUAAAGAGGAAGUGUUGUGAUAUAUUUAAGUAUUAAUUAUGAGUAAUUAAUGAUUGGGGUACAGAGUUAUUCAUAUACCUUAAUACAUAUUUAUAUGAUCAUCGAUGUGAGAUCAGCACUGUUAGUGUGAAUAAACACACACACUACUCUCCUGAUGUUAUGUCCGGUCUUUUCUUUUCUUUCUUUAUUUUUCUCUUCAUGCACCGUUCUCUAUGUGUCAUUAUUAUUUUUUCGGUCUGAAUCUUUAAUUUUAAUUAAAACCAUAUAUAUUCAGAUUAAUUCAGGGUAAUAUAUGUGUCACCAAAUAAAUAUCAGCAAUAAUUAUUUAUUUAACUA